AUGGGACUCCUGUACUGUGUGCGCUGGCUUCGCGUGUGUAACCUCAUCUCCUGUCCUGUCUCCUCCCCUGCAGCAGAGAGUGGUGUGACUCUACUGCAGCUGAUCGGAGACCUGCCUCCUGAAUCCCAGGCCGGUCCGGGGGGGAAACCCGCCUACUACUUCGGAGGGCUGGAUGGGCUGACUGCUGCGGGACAGCCGGCCCUGGCCCACCUCCCCAACCCCUUCUACAGAGACUUCUCCCUGGUCUUCCAAAUCCUCCCCUCCAGCCCCGGGGUCCUCUUCUCCAUCACAGAUGCCUCCCAGAAGUUCAUGUACGUGGGGGUGAAGCUGAGCGCCCCGGACGCUGACGGCAGGAAUCAGAAGAUUCUGUUCUACUACACAGAGCCCGACUCUGAGGCCUCGUACCUGGCCGCUAGUUUCACCGUGCCCUCCCUGGACCUAGUCUCCUGGACCAAGUUCUCUCUGUCCGUGUUCAACGACCAGGUGACCUUCUUCAUGGGGUGCGACGCCUCUGGGAAGACAGUGAAGUUGGAGCGCUCGCCGGAUGACAUGGAGCUGGACAGGGGGGCGGGCAUCUUCGUGGGUCAGGCGGGAGGCGCAGACCCUGACAGGUUCGAGGGGGCGAUCGCUGAGCUGAAUGUGGUGGGUAACCCUCGAGCAGCUGAGCUACUCUGUGAAGACGAUGAUGACUCAGACGCUGCCUCAGGUGACUUUGGCAGUGGGGAUGGGGACAGAAGAGAGACCGGCAAAACUACCACCCCUCCAUCUCUCCGACCGGUGCCAGAGCCCCCUCUGACAUCAUCAGUGAGCGACAGGCUCUCAGAGACAGGUGACAGGAAUCAACAGACCUCAGUAGAGUCCAGACCAGGGUCAGGAGGUCAACCAGGCCCUACUGGUUCUAACGGAGUGAAGGGGGACAGAGGGGAGAAGGGCAGUCCAGGGGACAGAGGUCCCGCCGGGCCAAAGGGGGAAUCGGGGUCUUUCUCCAGCUCUGCUUCUUCCUCUGGCUCUUCAUCAGGUGGAGGAGAACGUGGAGAAAAGGGAGACAAAGGCUUGAAGGGCAGUUCUGGGUUUGGUUACCCAGGCUCCAAGGGGGACCGUGGCGUACCUGGUCCACCUGGCCCUCCUGGCCCUGGGGGGCCACCUGCCCAGGUUGUGAGGCUAGGGGACGGCUCUGUGGUGCAGCCAGUGGCCGGACCAAUGGGACCGAUGGGGCCCCCAGGGGCCAAAGGACCAGCAGGACCCCAGGGACCAGAGGGAGAGGCGGUGAGUUGGGAUCCAGGAGAGGAUGGCAAAUUAGGACCUGCCGGAGACAGAGGGUUCCCAGGAACACAAGGAGACUCAGGGGUCAAAGGACAAAAGGGGGAUCGUGGUGAUGGUCACCCAGGACCCAGGGGUUCUCCAGGGCCACCUGGACCCCCAGGCCCAGGGAUAGUUGAUCUCGCUACAUUUGUGGAUGUGGAAGGCUCCGGAGGAUUCCCAGAUUUGGAGAAAAUACAGACUCUCCGUGGUCUACCAGGCCCCCCGGGCCCACCAGGUCCCCCUGGCCCCUCAGCCAGUGGUGUCAACUCCCAUGGGUCAGGCUCUUUCGGGCCCCCUGGACCUCCCGGACAGGACGGGGCCCGUGGCCUACCAGGGCCCGCUGGUCCACCUGGCAGGCCUGGAACCCCAGGACCCAGUAGCGGAGAGAAGGGAGAAGCUGGUGAUCUAGGUCUUCCAGGGCCCAGUGGAGAGAGGGGUUCUCAGGGUGACCCUGGAGUGCCUGGUCAGGCAGGGCAGGGGGGCUUGGCUGGGCUUCCUGGGCCCAUGGGACCGAUUGGGCCUCCAGGACCACCCGGCCCCCCCGGACAGUCCUACCCCGUGCGUUAUGGUGACGGGGAGGGUUCCGUAGUGACAGGGGUCAAUGGUGUUGCUGGAGUGAUAGGAAUUCCAGGACCACAGGGUCCGCCCGGAAUCGCAGGCCUUCCGGGAAGAUCUGGUUUGCCUGGGCUUUCGGGAGAGAAGGGGAGCGAGGGAGCAAGAGGACGGGAUGGAACACCAGGGAUGGACGGAUUCCCAGGACAAUUGGGAGACAAAGGGGAGAGGGGAGACAGAGGAGAAAGGGGUGAGCCAGGGCGUGAAGGGGGGCCCCCUGGACCUCCAGGAGCCCCUGGCCCACCGGGACAGAUCUACCAGACCUCAGGCAGUUUUGAUGGAGUUCUUGGGAAUCAAGGAGAGGGAGGACCAGGUCUUCCCGGCCGGGCAGGAUUCCCAGGGCCUAUAGGACCAAAGGGAGAUACAGGAGAGCCUGGACAGCCAGGAUACGCAGCUAAGGGGGAGAAAGGAGAACCUGGUAUUAUCAUGGGGCCUGAUGGAAGACCCCUGUACCUGGGAGGGCUGGGGUCUCAACCGGGAGAGAAGGGACUCCCGGGACCUGAGGGACCUCCU
Messenger RNA from Oncorhynchus masou masou (cherry salmon), 2427 nucleotides. RefSeq names its product collagen alpha-1(XVIII) chain-like. Gene Ontology annotation, biological process: extracellular matrix organization. The record is from RefSeq and is a predicted model, not a curated record. NCBI's taxonomy places the organism in Eukaryota, Metazoa, Chordata, Actinopteri, Salmoniformes, Salmonidae. The transcript is spliced from 26 exons. Gene Ontology annotation, molecular function: extracellular matrix structural constituent conferring tensile strength. The annotation marks the transcript as partial.